UUAAUUGUUAACAGAAGCAGGAGUCAUGGCUGCAGGGUGGAAACACCACAUUCUUCUUACAGCAGACAGAGACACAAAAAAAGGCAGUUAAAGCAGACUCUUUAGCUUGCUUUCCCAUUUGCUCUGAAGGUAAUCCUGACGAUGUGGUUGAGCCAAAGGAAGGUUUGUGCGUGAAAAGCUGCAGUUGAGUCAGUUUUUCCAUCUGUGCUGCAGGCUUCAGUGGAGACACCAGCACGAACGCCACUCCUGUUUUUUCUAUGCGAGGUGACUGGGAGAUGCUCUGGUGGAUCAUGAAAUGGUUCUGCUUCUCCUGCUGCAUCCUGCUGGGUACCAGCUCUCAGUCCAAGGAUGCUGCUGCAGCAGGGUUUCUUCAUGCUUUUUCACCUGAGCAAGAGUCAGGAGACACAGGGGGCUGGGAAUGGGGAUCUGGAUUCUCUCCUUCUCAUGUGCUCCACAGCUUCCCCGGGGACAGCCCGGUUGUUUCAGAAUCUCCAGAAUAUGUGGUCAACUGCACCCAGCGCUUCUGGUUACCACCAGCUCCAAUCUGUUGGGAAAACGCUGUCGGACCAGAAGAAUUUGCCAAGUGUCGGGUGCUCAUUCUGCAGAACGGGGCUGCCCUGCAGGCUCUGUCCAUCUCAAGUGGAGUGGAGGAGGGAGGAAGUUCUUACAACCACAAAGCCAAAGAGGAGAUCCAGGGAAUUCACUCAGAACAUCAGAAAAUGGAAGACACAGUGAAAACCGUGGAGAUGGUGUUUGUCUCUUUAGCUGAGAAGAGAAAAGAAGGAACAGAGCAGGCAGUCCUCACAAGAAUGAAGCAGCAUCUUGCCAACACAAGGGACAACAUCUAUGACAGGAGUGCUGUUGCACACCGCCUGGAGAGACAGUUCUCCACUUUAGAGAGAACCCUGCUCAACGCACAACAUCGAAUCGGCAAACUCUUUAUGCCUGCGCUGAAGAGCCCUUACUUAUGAACCACUGUAUGUGCAUGUACGUGUUGAUGGAUUCUUCAGAGUAGGCUUGCUGUUUGCAACUUCUGUCGGCAGAACACCUAAAACCUGUCAUUAAGAUCGUGAAAAUGCAGCCGAUAAAUCUUGCUUCAUAUUGUAUUGAUUGUGUUAAAUACAGAGAUUUUGUAGCGUCAUUGAACAUGACGCAACUGCUCUACUUGUAAUUCUGAAAAGAGAAAAAAUAAAAGAAAAAAAGUUCAAUUCUU
This is a messenger RNA of Oryzias latipes (Japanese medaka), 1213 nucleotides long. RefSeq lists its product as uncharacterized. NCBI's taxonomy places the organism in Eukaryota, Metazoa, Chordata, Actinopteri, Beloniformes, Adrianichthyidae. The record is from RefSeq and is a predicted model, not a curated record.